This is a messenger RNA of Lates calcarifer (barramundi perch), 1671 nucleotides long. RefSeq names its product lysosomal protein transmembrane 4 alpha (gene laptm4a). Bases 64 to 828 code for a protein of 254 amino acids. The record is from RefSeq and is a predicted model, not a curated record. Gene Ontology annotation, cellular component: lysosomal membrane. The transcript has 7 exons. Lineage: Eukaryota; Metazoa; Chordata; Actinopteri; Centropomidae.
GGUGUCACGCAGCUCGUCGGGGGAAGUUGUGGGCGUUCCUGCGUGUCCGUUCGCUGACUGUUGAUGCUAAGGAGCUUCUUCUCGAUCACGACCAGCAAACCUCUCCCGAUGUUUCUCCCUACGCUUGUAGAGGACAUGCAUCAUUUUAAACCUAGUCGAGACAGACUGUACACCACCCGGUGUUGUGGAUGUUGCCACGUCCGGACGGGGACUAUCAUCCUGGGAACAUGGUACAUGGUAGUCAACCUGUUGAUGGGCAUCCUGCUUACUGUAGCAGUGACCCACCCAGAUAACGUGCCGACCAUCGACUUGCAAUAUGAGGUCAUCGAUCAUUACUUUGCCUCCAACAGGAUGUCUGAGAGUGCUUGUGUUGGAUUUGCCAUCUCUCUGCUGAUGCUCACUAUCAGUGCCAUGAUGGUGUACGGAGCCAUUACUCACCGCGACGGCUGGCUCAUCCCUUUCUUCUGCUACCAGCUGUUUGACUUUGCUCUGAGCUGCCUGGUGGCCAUCAGUUCUCUCACCUACCUACCCAGGAUCAAGGACUACCUGGACCAGCUGCCGGAUUUCCCGUACAAAGAUAACCUCCUCUCUCUGGACUCCAGCUGCCUGCUGCUCUUUGUGCUGGUCUUCUUUGCCUUCCUCAUCAUCCUGAAGGCUUAUUUGAUCAACUGUGUGUGGAACUGCUACAAGUACAUCAACAACAGGAACAUGCCAGAGAUUGCUGUCUACCCUGCCUUUGAGACCCCUCCCCAGUACAUCCUGCCCACUUAUGAGAUGGCAAUGAAGAUGCCAGAGAAGGAACCACCUCCCCCUUACAUGCCCGCUUAAGCACCAGCACUAGUUGUUGCCAAAACACACACACACACACAUGCACACACACUCCCAUCAUAUGCAUUCCUCCAUUCCCUCACUAAGCCCUUUCUGAACACCAUUACGCCCUUGACCUACUGUGUAUGUGUAAGACCACUGAAGAUGCUUUGUUCAUCCCCACCCGCUGUAUUUCUGUAGAGGUGCGAGAGGAGAAAGGUGGGGAAGGUUGAGGUCUGUGUGAAAUAAAUAAAUACAUGAAUGAAUGUGAUGAGCAAUGGAAGCUACCAGCCCUUUUUCCCUCUGGCCUUUUUUAUGUCUUAGUAAAAGGGAUACAUGUGAAAAUUAAAUUGCUUGAAACGCUCUCAUCAAUCCAGCACCAUCCUAUCUAUAGAUUGAUAUAUGAGGUGUAAAAAAAAAAAAAAGAAACUAUUAUGACAAUCUGCUUAUUAUAGCUCUUAUUGUUGAAUUGUGUUACUUUUUCCCCUAAUUAUUAAUAUCUAGACUGUUCCAUCUCAGUCUUGAAUGGAGUCUGUAGCUUUUUUGUCUGUUAUUUAUUUAGCUUUGCUGUGGUUCAGUUCACACCCCACACCCCCUGACAUUUUCAUCACUCUGUGCUGCCCUGAUGUGUUAGCAAAGCUAGUGAACAGUUUUCCAGCUGAGUCUGAAAGAAAGAGAGAGAGGGAGGAACAGCAGAGGGCAGUGAUGGUGGAUCUCUGCUUCUUUCUCACCUGAUGUCUGGAGCAAACAGCUAGUCUUGUGAACAUUAGUAGUUGCAUGCUUAUCAACCUCCCCAUUACUUUACUGGUAAUAUGAUUUUAUCCUAGUGGAAAUACAUUUGACUUCAAUAAACAUUUCUGAUCA